AUGUUGCUCCGAGACAUAGCAAUCGACGAUCUGAAACACAAACUCGACACGAAAGGCAGCCUCUUCGACGUUCUACUCGCGACGGUGGAACGAGCAACGGAGAUAUACAACCACGAGCGCAAAACCGCCCAAACACGCCCCAAGCGGAAAAUAGAGAAACCCUCCUCUUCCGAGCCAAAGAGGAGAAAGAUCCCAAACCCCGCCAACAACAUCAACAACGGAGACGAACGCCCCACGCUGCCUGAAAGAUUCAAGAACGCGAUCGAAGAGAUGGCGCGUGGGGCGAACGCGCCGGCGCCGGAGGCGAGAUUGGUGAUACAGAAGCAGCUGUACGGGACGGACUUGAGCAGCGGCCACAACCGGCUGUCGAUCCCGAUGAACCAGAUCGCGGACGACUUCUUGACGGAGGGAGAGAAGGAGCACCUCCGCGGCUAUGGCGAGGGCAAGAAGAAGAACUACUUGGAUGUGAGGGUUGUGGGGCCGUCUCCGGCGGCGGAGAGGGCGAAGCUGUGCCGGUGGGACAUGGCGAAGAAGGACGGAGGGAAGACGUCGUCGAGCUACGUGAUCAAUGGGACGUGGAAUGCGAUUGUGGCGAAGAAUAGGUUGAGGGUUGGGGUGGUGGUGCAGUUGUGGUGUUUCCGGGUUCAUCGGGAGCUGUGCUUCGCCCUUGUGAGGCUGCCGCCGGGGAAUCACGCGGCCGGCGCCUGA
Molecule: messenger RNA, 708 nt
Organism: Salvia hispanica
Lineage: Eukaryota; Viridiplantae; Streptophyta; Magnoliopsida; Lamiales; Lamiaceae
Product: putative B3 domain-containing protein At3g24850
Molecular function (GO): DNA binding
Source: RefSeq, a predicted model, not a curated record